Messenger RNA from Linum tenue, 3651 nucleotides. The record is from the annotation of a GenBank genome assembly. Lineage: Eukaryota; Viridiplantae; Streptophyta; Magnoliopsida; Malpighiales; Linaceae.
CCCCACCCCAGCUUUCUCCCCACUUUCCAUUUCCGCCUCUGACAAAUCUCUGAACCCUCGCCACCGCCGCCGCGCCGCCGCUGCUGCGGCCACCGCCAAAUGGCGUCUCUCGCUUUGACCUCUUCCACCUCCUGCUCCCUCGCCUUCAAUUCCCUACCUUGUCUCAAAUCCCGCCGAUUCCCCUCCCCUACGCUCAGAUCCGCCGUUCGCCUCUCCUCCCGACUCCCCUCCUCCAUUUCAUUCGCCGCCGGAGCAAGAUUCUCUCCCCUCGCCACUCCCUGCCUUCUGAAAUCAAAUGCCUCACGCACCUUCAGAAUCCGGGCCUCUUCCGAGGCUCCGUCUUCAUCUCCCGUUCCGGUUCCCGCGCCCGCUCCGGCACCGGCGCAGCCAUGGCAGGGGGCGGCGAUGAAGCCGUUGCUGGCAUCGAUCGCUACAGGAGUCAUUCUCUGGUUCGUCCCGGUACCGGAAGGAGUGACUAAGCAGGCGUGGCAGCUCCUCGCAAUCUUCCUCGCCACGAUCGUCGGAAUCAUAACGCAGCCCCUGCCGCUCGGAGCAGUCGCGCUGAUGGGAUUGGGGGCGUCCGUACUGACCAAAACCCUACCCUUCGCCGCCGCGUUCUCCGCCUUCGGCGACCCGAUCCCGUGGCUCAUCGCGCUCGCCUUCUUCUUCGCCCGCGGGUUCAUCAAAACGGGACUAGGUAACCGAAUCGCGUACCAAUUCGUCUCCCUGUUUGGAUCCUCUUCCCUAGGGUUAGGUUACAGCUUGGUGUUCAGUGAGGCGCUUCUCGCCCCGGCGAUCCCGUCCGUCUCUGCUCGAGCCGGAGGGAUCUUUCUCCCGCUCGUGAAGUCGCUCUGCGUCGCCUGCGGCAGCAAUGUGGGCGACGGGACGGAGCAUAAGCUCGGUUCGUGGCUGAUGUUGACUUGUUUCCAGACCUCGGUGAUUUCGUCGGCGAUGUUCUUGACUGCCAUGGCGGCUAACCCGUUGUGUGUCAAUUUGACUAUGAAUACUAUUAAGCAGACGAUUGGGUGGACUGAUUGGGCUAAGGCUGCAUUUGUACCUGGGCUGGUUUCCCUGCUUGUCGUCCCGUUGAUUCUGUACAUUGUCUAUCCGCCAACGAUCAAGAGCAGCCCUGAUGCGCCCAAAUUGGCCAGGGAGAAGCUGGCGACGAUGGGGCCGAUGACCAAGAACGAGGUCAUCAUGGCUGGAACUCUGCUUGUCACGGUGGGCCUCUGGAUAUUUGGUGGAGUGUUGAACAUCGAUGCUGUGACCGCUGCUAUUCUUGGGUUGUCGGUCCUCCUAAUCUCCGGCGUGGUGACAUGGAAAGAAUGCUUAGCCGAAUCAGUAGCGUGGGAUACCCUAACGUGGUUUGCUGCCCUCAUCGCCAUGGCAGGGUACCUGAACAAAUACGGCCUCAUUUCCUGGUUCAGUCAAACCGUUGUCAAGGUUGUUGGUGGACUAGGACUCUCAUGGCAGGCGUCGUUCGGCAUCUUGGUCCUCCUCUACUUCUACUCCCACUACUUCUUCGCCAGUGGCGCGGCUCACAUUGGUGCCAUGUUCACCGCAUUCCUGUCCGUGGCUAGCGCCCUGGGAACCCCGCCUUACAUGGGAGCCAUGGUGCUGUCUUUCCUCUCGAACCUCAUGGGAGGACUCACGCACUACGGUAUCGGGUCGGCGCCCGUCUUUUACGGCGCCGGCUACGUCCCUCUGGCACAGUGGUGGGGAUACGGGUUCCUCAUCUCCAUCGUCAACAUCGCGAUCUGGCUCGGAAUUGGUGCCUUCUGGUGGAAGACCCUCGGCUUGUGGCUUGUACUUAAACUGGAUGAGCUCGGUUUAGAAAUAGCUCGAAUAGCUGUGCCGGCUGCUAUGGCUUUGACAGCUGAUCCCAUUGCUUCUCUUGUUGAUACAGCAUUCAUUGGCAGAAUAGGUUCUGUAGAGCUUGCUGCUGUUGGAGUGUCCAUUGCUUUAUUCAAUCAAAUUUCGAGGAUUGCAAUCUUCCCACUAGUCAGUGUUACAACGUCGUUUGUAGCUGAGGAAGACGUGAUGGCGAAAGUGGCAGCUGAAGCAGAAGAGAGCGAGUCCUUGGAAACCGGCAUAGUCAGUAACAAUGAGAGUAACGAAUUGAUACCACAAAGUGGUGGACCUCCAAAUUCUGGAGAUGUCAGCAGCUUUGAGGUAGCUAGUAGUAAGGUCGCAAAUGAAAGAAGGCAUAUUCCUUCUGCCUCAUCAGCUCUGGUCAUUGGUGCCAUUCUUGGCCUUGUCCAAACUGUGUUCCUCAUUUCUGCUGCAAAACCUCUUCUCAACUUCAUGGGAGUCAAAUCUGACUCGCCGAUGUUAGCUCCUGCACAACAAUACUUAACCCUGAGAUCGCUUGGUGCUCCUGCGAUUCUCCUCUCCUUAGCAAUGCAAGGUGUUUUUCGGGGUUUCAAGGAUACGAAAACCCCUUUGUAUGCUACUGUGGCUGGUGAUGUCACAAACAUCAUUUUGGAUCCUAUACUUAUGUUUGUUUUCCGUCUCGGGGUCAGUGGUGCCGCCAUUUCCCACAUCAUAUCCCAGUACCUGAUCGCAAUCAUACUCCUGUGGAAAUUGAUUGCACAAGUUGAUCUAGUACCACCUAGCAUCAGGCAUCUACAAUUUGGCCGGUUCCUAAAAAACGGCUUUCUGCUAUUGAUGAGGGUAGUGGCUGUGACAUUCUGUGUUACUCUCUCUGCAUCCUUGGCUGCCCGACAAGGUCCAACGUCCAUGGCAGCAUUUCAGGUAUGCUUGCAGGUCUGGAUGGCCACAUCUCUCCUCGCUGAUGGAUUGGCAGUGGCUGGCCAGGCAAUAAUCGCAGGUGCUUUUGCUCAGAAAGAUUUCGAGAGAGCCACUGCAACUGCAUCUAGAGUACUGCAGCUGGGAUGGCUUCUGGGUCUGGUUCUGGCAUUGGUACUUGGAUUGGGGCUGACAUUCGGAGCGCGGAUAUUCACCAAUGAUGUCGACGUUCUUCACCUAAUUGGCAUAGGCAUCCCGUUUGUUGCAGGGACUCAACCCAUCAACGCAUUGGCUUUCGUCUUCGAUGGGGUCAAUUUCGGAGCAUCAGACUUCGGUUAUGCUGCCUACUCAAUGGUUCUGGUCGCCAUAUUCAGCAUUGGGUGUUUGCUGUUUCUGUCUGCAAGUUACAAGUUCAUUGGCCUCUGGAUUGCUCUUACCAUCUAUAUGAGCCUCAGAGCUUUUGCUGGUUUCUGGAGGUUGGGGACUGGUACAGGGCCAUGGAACUUCCUCAGAAGACUGUGAAAUAAGGACCAGGACAAGCUUUUACAGCUUAUACUUUUGCUGCUCUGUAUUUGUGUAGUUGCUCAGUAGAAAGAAACCCCGAAGUCUGCAUUUUGUCUACAUGUAAACAACAACGAAUAACCUCCCUUAUUGUAAAUAAGAACCAAUUCCCUUGCUCUUCCUCCCUUGUUCUACAGCUUAAACGUACCUUUGAUUCGACGGCUGCACUUUUGCCGCUUCCAACUCCUACUCCAACUAUAAUUUCUGUUUUACCGCCAAAAAUUGACAUUGUAGCCCAAUAUUAACAAACAAAAAAAAGGCUGGGCCGGCCGGCCAUGUUUAAACUGCGCAUAUUGUUAUGGGCCAGUCUCAAGCCCAAUAAAAUUACAUGACUAUUUGGCA